AUGCAGAAGGGACCAGGACUUCUCGUCCAUGGCUUCGAGCUCGAAGGGUCCUCGGAGCUGGCGCCGGGGACGCGGAUCUACAAAGGAGGUGUUGAAGCUGCCAUCGACGGCAUACUUGCAGGAAGGUACUCUCCGCUGGACUUCCGGUGGUUCGUUGGUCGCCAUCUGGAUCUGCGCACCGACGACUUCGCCUGGAUCUCCAUGGCCUCGGCGCGACCUCUGGCGCUGAAGCAGUGCCUGGGUUUGCCGAAGCCGCUGUGGCACGAGGUGAUGGAGCUCUGCGGUGGUGAGUAUUCCGAGCUCAGCCGCGUGGAGCUCGUGCAGCGCACAGACUUGGAUGAGGAUGUCCGAAAUGGAGAUGAAGAAGAUGGUGGCAGCAGAAGUGGCUAA
This is a messenger RNA of Symbiodinium natans, 390 nucleotides long. Lineage: Eukaryota; Dinophyceae; Suessiales; Symbiodiniaceae. The record is from the annotation of a GenBank genome assembly.